Messenger RNA from Arxiozyma heterogenica, 2739 nucleotides. It is a transcript of the gene GID12, whose product is annotated as Gid12p. The transcript has a single exon. Lineage: Eukaryota; Fungi; Ascomycota; Saccharomycetes; Saccharomycetales; Saccharomycetaceae. The coding region runs from base 1 to 2739 and encodes 912 amino acids. The record is from RefSeq and is a predicted model, not a curated record.
AUGUCCAAUCCUAUAAUCAAAUUCGUAGUAUCUACACCAUGUAACUCAAACAGUCAACCUUCAGGUUAUAGAGUUAUCCAGUUAAAAGAUAAAAAACUUUCUUCUUUACCAAUCAACUAUAAUAAAACAUAUAAAAACCACAAUAAUAAGAAUAAAAAUAUUCAAAAUAAUAAAACUCACUGUUAUAAUAAUAAUAAUAGCAAUAUAAAUACUAAAAAUAAUAACAAUAAUGUAACAGAUAUUGGUGUGACUACAAAAGCAUUUUGUUAUCUAAAACCGUAUGCUGGCGGUAUUAUACCUGACUCACAGAAUCUAAGUAUCAUGGACUAUUCAGACUAUAUGCUCAUCUCUAAAUCAAAUGGACUUAUUGAAAUCGUCCAAGACUAUCAAUAUAAAGUUAAUUGUAACCUACCAUUAAGUCCUGACUAUGUAUUAGCAUGUAUUCCGGACGGGUUCACUCCUGAUUCAAAACAUACUGGUGUUACAAUAGGAUUGGAAUUUAAAGAAGGUCUUCUAUAUUGUUGUCAAAGCAACGGUAAUAUUUACAUUUUUAUCCUAAAUUUACCUACAAAUUAUAUUCAAUCAAACAAUUUAUUCGAUUUAAAUAAUAUAAUAAGUCAAGAAUACAGUACCACUAGUACAGAUUACACUAUAUCAAUAAAAAAUCAUAUUAUUCGCAAUAAUAAUAAUAAUAAUAGCAACAGAAGUAACAACAGCAGAACCUAUAAUAUUCCUAAACAUAUCAAUAGAUCUAUUAUAUCAUAUGGAGCAAAUGAGACUGCUAGACUUAAGACAUAUAUAGAAGACAGUGAAGACAUACAAGCAAGACAAAUUACAGAUUUUUUUAAAGAAACCCAAUAUACUGGACGUACCAGAUUAAAACAUAUUUGCUACUAUCUAACACCAUUCCAAUUUGAUUUUAAUCCAACUCCAAAAAAACAUACUUUAUUACACUAUAUGAAAGUUUACAAAGACCAGUACGUUUAUAGACCUUCAAUUUGUAUCAGUUUAAACCAAGGUAUUUCACAUUUCCAUAUAAAUCCCUUUGAUAGACUAAGUUUUUUAAUUGGCUCACAAUUUGAUCCAAUAAUGAUAAGGAAAGUUAUCUUACCAAUGACAUAUCUAAAUUAUUUAAUCACAUAUUUAAACUUGAAGAAGAGAGGACAGAAAAAGUAUCAAAUGGAAAUUAUACCAUGGGAGAAAAUCGCUAUGGAAAAUGGGUUUAAUUCUUUUGCCUUAUGGAUUGCGUAUGAGUCCGUCUAUGGUUUUGAAACUGUCUCACAAACUUUAUGGGAUGAUAUUAGAAAUGAUGGUGGUACUGGAUAUUUGAAAUCUACAGUUGUUUGGAAACAAGGAUCCACUCAUCUAAUUGAUACUAGAAACGACACUAAAAAUUAUAAUGCAGAUCACAAUAACACUUUAGAUCAUCCAUAUGUAUCAUCUGAUUUCCUUUAUCAUUUUUCAAGGUCUCCUAUAGUACCAAAUGAUAUAAGAAAUAGAAGAGGGAGAAGAGGAAGAGAAACAAGCCAUACUUUAGUAAGAGGUAACACUAUUUUAAGAAAUAGUUCUAGAAGUAGACCACAGUGCCUAGAGCCCUCCUCUAAGCUUAGAUCCAAUUCAUUCUUUAAAAACUUGCAGACAGAUAAGGCAUUAGCAGAUUUCUCCGUUGUUGAUACAAACUGUUUUAAAAAUAAUUUUAAAACAUCAUUAAUCUUUCAAAAUAAGUCACAUUUAUCAAGUAAUAAAAAUGAUAAUUAUGAGUUUAUCUCACCUAAUUUGAGCAAUGUCCAUACUACAUCAUAUACUGAAUCAUUAAACCGAAAGUUAAAUCCAAUUUCAAAUUCAACCACAUCAGAUACCCUUGAUGUACCAUCAACAUAUUCUAACUAUAAUUAUAAUUAUAAUCUUAGUAACCUGGGUACCUCUUUUCUGACAGCCAAAUAUAAAACCAUGGAAAUUCUUAAAGUAGAUAAAUCAUUAGUUCUCAGUCUCUUCAAGCCAAAGUGUCAAGAUGAUGAGAUAGCUAAGACCGAUUUAUUUUUUAGUAGAAAGUGUUUGAAUAAUAUCUCUAUUGGUUCUACAAAGAAAGAUGCUGAGUUAAUAACAGACAAUAAAAAAAAGAUCAAUCAAGAGAAAAAUGUAGAAAAGUUGACAUUUGAUAAAGCAUCACAAAAUUUAUCGUCUUUUAAGAAAAUGUUUAGAUUGACAAAAUCCUUAUGUUUAAUAGUUGAUACUAGUGGAUUACUUUUGGUUAAUUUAGAAAAUUUUGAAGGAGGUGUUCGUAACAUUAAUAAUAUUCAAGACCUAAAUUAUCUUUCAUCCAUAAAAAAUAUAUCCAAUGAUUCAGCGGUACGACUAUCAAUAUUCGAUAUAGGUUUGAUAAAUGACGCUAUAGUGGUUAUGGAAUCGUUUGAUUUAGAACCUAGCCACCACAUUAUUAGACUAAAUAUUAUAACAACGUGCUUACCAGGUGAUAUUAAAGCCUUUGAGGUUGAAUUUGAUUCGAAUAACUUGAUAGGUAGCACCGUCUUAUACGACUGUUUACGCUUGACUGAUGUAAAUAGAUUUACAGAUAAAAUGGCACUUUUAGACUGUAAUAUUGGUACUAAAUUUCGUAACAAGAGAGCAUUUUCUGAUGAUUUCUCAUUGAAUUGUGAAUAUUUUAAAACAAAUUUUGAUAGAAAUUCAGUUGUACAAUCCAAACGAUUCAAACCAAAUCGUAGACAUUCUCAACCAUGA